This is a messenger RNA of Pungitius pungitius (ninespine stickleback), 3953 nucleotides long. RefSeq names its product NF2, moesin-ezrin-radixin like (MERLIN) tumor suppressor b (gene nf2b). Gene Ontology annotation, biological process: positive regulation of protein localization to early endosome; positive regulation of early endosome to late endosome transport; negative regulation of cell population proliferation. The record is from RefSeq and is a predicted model, not a curated record. The transcript has 17 exons. NCBI's taxonomy places the organism in Eukaryota, Metazoa, Chordata, Actinopteri, Perciformes, Gasterosteidae. Gene Ontology annotation, molecular function: actin binding; integrin binding. Gene Ontology annotation, cellular component: apical part of cell; adherens junction; plasma membrane. The coding region runs from base 407 to 2185 and encodes 592 amino acids.
AGGCUGUUAUUCGUGUUCCCACCUGUAGAGUGACUUCAGAGUCAAAACAAAACACUUCUGGAAAGUCCUUCUGAUAUGAAGCUAAAAGCAAGCUAACCCGCUAAUGCACGUAGCUACGAGUAACGUUCGCAAAGUUGUUUCCAAGUGGUAUUUGAAUUGACUUAAUUAGUGCAUUUUGGUGGAUACACUUUAUUAUGGAGAUCUCUCCAAAGUUGCGCUCUUUCUACAACUUCUUCGGGUGCGUGUUUGUGGCAUAGCUGAAAAGCUAACGUUUUUCUAGGAAUAGCAGUUAGCUUAACGUUGGACCCCCGACACAAAAGUGAGCCUCCUGUGAGCCUUUCCGCACCGCAGACGUUUGUGGCACAACGUUAACUCGCUGGUUUGUGUCGACAGUGGCACCCUGAACAUGUCUAUCCUGGGAUUAAAGAAGAAACAGCCCAAGACUUUCAAAGUCAAAGUUAUCACCAUGGAUGCUGAGAUGGAGUUCAGCUGUGAGGUGAAGUGGAAAGGGAAGGACCUGUUCGACCUGGUGUGUCGCACUGUUGGUUUGCGUGAGACUUGGUUCUUUGGACUCAGGUACACCGUAAAGGACACUUACGCCUGGCUGAAACAAGAGAAACGGGUGUUGGACCAGGAGGUUCCCAAGGACUCUCCUAUAACAUUUCAUUUCCUGGCUAAAUUCUUCCCAGAAAAAGUAGAAGAAGAGCUGGUCCAAGAGAUAACUCAGCACCUCUUCUUCUUACAGGUGAAGAAACAGAUAUUAGAUGAGGAGAUAUUCUGUUCCCCUGAAGCAUCUGUUCUCUUGGCAUCAUAUGCAGUCCAGGCCAAGUACGGAGACUAUGAUCCAAACUUUCACAAGCCCGGCUUUCUGGCACAAGAUGAGCUUUUGCCAAAAAGAGUUUUGAUGCAAUACCAAAUGACGGCAGACAUGUGGGAGGAGAAAAUCACAGCUUGGUAUGCAGAACACAGAGGCAUCGCCAGAGAUGAGGCUGAGAUGGAAUACUUAAAGAUUGCUCAGGACCUUGAGAUGUACGGCGUCAGCUACUUUGCAAUUACACAAAAUAAGAGAGACACAGACCUGUUACUUGGAGUGGACGCUCAAGGUCUCCACAUCUACAACCCCAACAGCAAACUCAACCCCAACAAAUCCUUUCCUUGGAGCGGCAUUCGUAACAUCUCUUACAGCGAAAAGGAGUUCACAAUCAAACCUCUGGAUAAGAAGAAAGAUGUUUUCAAGUUCUACUCGUCUCAACUGCGCGUGAACAAGCUGAUCCUGCAGCUGUGCAUCGGUAACCACGAUCUAUUCAUGAGGAGAAGGAAGGUGGAUUCCAUUGAAGUGCAACAGAUGAAGGCUCAAGCCAAAGAGGAGAAGGCCCGCAAGAAGAUGGAGCGUCAAAUCCUGGCGAGGGAAAAACAGAUGAGAGAGGAAGCAGAACGGGCGAAAGAGGACAUGGAACGAAGACUCUUCCAGCUGCAGGACGAGGCUCGACUGGCCAACGAUGCUCUGCUGCGAUCUGAGGAGACGGCAGACCUGCUGGCAGAGAAGGCUCAGAUUGCUGAAGAGGAGGCCAAGCUGUUGGCUCACAAGGCUGCAGAAGCUGAGCAGGACAGGCAGAGGUUAGAGGUCACCGCCAUGAAGACCAAGGAGGAGAAAAGGCUGAUGGAGCAGAAGAUGAGGGAAGCGGAGCAGCUGGCUGUUAAACUGGUGGAGCAGUCUGAGAGAAGGUUGAAGGAGGCGGAUCACCUGAAACAGGACUUGACCGAGGCAAAGGACGCCGAGCGGAGAGCCAAACAGAAGCUGCUGGAGAUCACAAAAACAACAUACCCUCUCAUAGCUGCCUACUCUGCUCCCCCUGCACCUCCUGCCCCUCCUGAAGCCGCUGACAUGGCCUACGAUUCAGCACCGUCGCGCCUCGACUUCAAGGACUCCGACAUGAAAAGGCUGUCGAUGGAGAUCGAGAGAGAGCGGCUGGAGUAUAUGGAGAAGAGUAAACACCUGCAGGACCAGCUGAAGGAGCUGAAGACCGAGAUCGAGUCUCUGAAGCUGGAGGAGCAGCAGCAACAGGCCGGCGUGUACAGCCUCCGCAACGAGGCCCGGGGAUACGCGCAGGAGCCCGCCUACGCACCUCACAGCAACAGAAACUCUGCGUACAUGUCUCAGAUGGGCUACUUUGAAGAGGUGUGAUCGUGGGCCUGCGACACGAGGAAGGAGGGCACCAGCGGUUGGGAUUCAGUGCUUUCUCCACAUGUUUGGUUGUCGUUUCCACAAGGCUGAAACUAACCCGACGGACACAUUCACCACGACUGUGUGCUAUGGAACUUCUUUAAAUGUAUCCUUGACAACAAACAGCCACUAGUCUGGUUUAAAGCACAGGUCGUACCACCUGCUGCACCACAGCACCUUCCACGUUACUUUAUAUAGAAUGAAUACACCAACACUGAUGGAGGGCGUGGUGCUGAAGACGGCUGUAUUCUUGUGGUUUUAAGGGAUACUUAGGUGGAAGAUACCAGAUAUUAUAUCAUAACACAAGUUACACCUUAAUGCCUAUACAUUUACAAGCUUGAGUGUGAGAAGUUUUUAUAUUGGCUUGAACUUUAUUUUUUACUAUUAUGUUAGGAGUUACUACGGUUCUAUUUGCUUUCAAUGUGUCUUAGCGUUAUAAUCUUACAGAUUCAUUGCCUUCCACCUCUUUUUUCCCCCUCAGCUCAUGUACUUCUCAGGGUCAGUGUGGGGGACAAUCACUACAGUUAGAAACUAACGGGCUUUCCCUGAACUCUUAGGGUGUCAUCGACGUUGGCCUUGUUGAACGUGCUGCUUUUGUUUAACUUGAUUAGGUCCAAUACUAAUUCACAUGGUAAAGAUUGACGGCGGUGUGUGCAAUGUAUUUCACAAAUGUAGACCUGCAUAAAGUAAAGUUUACUCUGUUACACUCCUUGCAUCCUCUGAAAAGGGAGAGGCUGAAUGCAAAACGCACACACACUACAUGUUGUGUAUUCGAUCGGCCCAUUUAAUAGACUGAACAGUGCCAAUUUGUUUAUUUUGGCCUAUUGGUUUAAAUGGCAUUGUGUCAAAUGUCUUGUUUUAAACUAUUGCAUAAGUGCUUCAAUUUGUUUAUUUAUUUGUCCUAUAAAUCCUUAAAUAACAUCGCCAUGUUUUUCUUGAGGUAAUUGGGGGAGUUUAAUAUGUUCUUUUUCUAGUAUUCGAUUCUCUUGUCAAAUUCAAUUCCAUUUUUACACCUAAAACAGUAUUGUACCCAUGGGGACAUUUUAUUUUCCUCAAAUUCGUGCAUAGAAGUUAAUUGCAACAGUGAUCUUACAGCAUGCUGACAUGGUUGCCUCAAAAAAUGUCAUAAAUGUCAUUUGUCAACGUUUUUAAUAAUAGAUUCUUAAGAAUCUGCUGUGCAGUUACAUCAAACAGUAAAAAACUUGAUGGAUAAAAAAAUAACUAAGCUGGGCCCAGUCUUUGAAAUGUUAUAUUUAAUUUCCUGCCACACAGAAUGAUCAUAGGGACCGACCGGCUUGUUUCAAAGCACCAUGCAAACAGUGGAUCUCUUUCUGGCAUUAAAACAUGUUAAAACUUCAUAAAAGGCCCAUGAACCACUUUAACAGUACUCAAAAUGUUCUUUCAGGUGCAAGACUGUCAAACCCACACUACAAAAGUCCUGCAUUCUAGUUUUCACUUCAAGUUUGGAUUAAAAGAGGUUGUCAGCACAAUAGACAGAAAUUCACUUCAAGUCUUAAAUAUGGAGUUUCCAAUUCUAAUGUGAUGCUGUAUUUUUAAGUGAACAUUAAAAUAUUUUAUUGGUUAUGUUUCAAGUUUCUGAAUCUAUAAUCUAACCAGUAAUAUUUUGCCAUCGUAUAUGAGAAUGAAUUUACUGUGAUGUAGAAGUACACUAAAUACUAUGGUUAGACAAAUGUAAGAAAAAUUGAAUAAAUGAGUUAUGGGGGAAAGA